AACAUGGACGAGAAUGAUUAUGAUAAUUUACGAAAACGAAAUAUAGCUGAAAGGAAUGCUGUUUUUGCUGAGUUUUUUAAAGAUAUAAAAAAGCAGACGAACGAGGUGAAAGAACUAGAAAAAGGAUAUGAAGAUAUAGAAAAUUCGGAAAAUGAACCUCCUAGAAAGAGACGUAAAACUGUUUGUGGUUCUACUAAUCACACUAUUAAAAUUAAACAUGUACAAGCUGGAUUUCGUAAAAAGUAUAAUACCAGGAGUACAAUGAAGAAUCGAAGUAAAGAUGAUUUCAAUAUUUCUCGAUAUAAAGAAGAAGAGGAAGAGGAUUCAAUCGAAUCUAGAAGCAAUAGACCUAAAUUACAAGUUUUAUUUCCAUGGGCGAAACCUUUUCAACGAUCGCUCGAUCUAAUGCAAAUGGGAGUUUGCGAUGUUGAUCAAGAGGAACAACAGUAUAGUGAUGACGAUUUGUAUGAUAUAACAAAAAAACACGUUUACCAAGUAACCAAGGCUCCAUAUGAUCCAAAUAGCAUACCAUCUGUUAAUGACAUUACAGAUGAAAUGUUAAACAAUGUUGCAAAAAAAAGUUCGUUGAAGCAAUACUGUAAAAUUAAUGGGACAUGCUGUCAUCAAUGUAGACAGAAAACAUUGGAUACGAAAACAGUAUGUCGAUCUGGAGAGUGCAUUGGAGUAAGAGGACAAUUUUGUGGACCUUGCUUAAAAGGACGAUAUGGGGAAGAUGCCAUUGACGCGUUAAAGGAUCCUAAUUGGGCUUGUCCACCAUGCCGCGAUUUGUGUAAUUGCAGCAUAUGUCGAACAAAAAGUGGUUUAAGACCUACUGGAAUUUUAGCUCCGAUGGCACAAGAAGAAGGAUAUUCUUCUGUUAUGGAUUACCUUCAAUCUACUGAAAUUGACGACACGUAA
Molecule: messenger RNA, 918 nt
Organism: Eufriesea mexicana
Lineage: Eukaryota; Metazoa; Arthropoda; Insecta; Hymenoptera; Apidae
Product: cell division cycle-associated protein 7
Exons: 3
Coding region: 4-918 (304 amino acids)
Biological process (GO): regulation of DNA-templated transcription
Cellular component (GO): nucleus
Source: RefSeq, a predicted model, not a curated record